UUGUCUUCUUCCGUUAAAAGCGCGGGGACUCGUGUCCCGUGGCGCCCGCCCCUAACUGCGGGGUUUGCAGUAGGAUGGCAACAACCACCUUUUUCCGAGGGACACCGUGUUAAAGCUGCACACUCGGACUCCACUGCUUAUGUCUUAUCUUCACACUCGAGGCGGCUGACUGGGCUGGAGAGAGAGAUCUCGCUGCUCGUACUUCUCUCGUUCACUCGGUCAGGCUGCGUGCAAACCUUCUUCCACGGUUUAAUUUCCGUAACGCACUCGGUCCGAGCGCGCGGAGCUUGGCGGAGACCCGCCGUAGAAGAAAAGUUCUGCUGCAAAAGUUGUGGCUGAGAAAAAAAGGGUGACAGCCUCCUCCUUUACCGCGUCCCCCUACCCCAAACUACCACAAAUACCCAGACAGGGUUGACAGUGGUAGGGUACCCUGAUAAAUGUGACGAGUGCUGUCUGGUAACGGAGCUUUUUCUCUUUGUCGGAAUCGGUGCAACAGGAGACUAAGACUAUUACACUGGACUUGAGAUUUUUGCCCGGUUUGCUUUUUGCCGAAAUAGCGACCCAGCUUGUCCUCCUUCCUCCUCGCAGCCCCUUGCCACAGUCGCCGACGAUGCCAGCAGUUCCUGGUGGGGAUCGCCGGCGGAGGCGGUGAUGGCCCCGACCGAGCGCUGCGCCGUAGUGUGGGCGAGAAGCGUGCACCUUUAAGCGCAAGGCGCGCGCCAGACAGACGUCCUUGUGAUUUGAGCAAGUUGAAAGAACUCACCUGUUGCACCUCACCUGUCGGUGUCGUCCGAUUGUGCCCCCGCGGAGUGUGGGCCCCCGAGCGUAUGUGGAUUUAUAGAGUGUGGCGACACAGCUACCGACCGUGUCGUCGUGCGCUUGAAAGAGAGAGGGAGGGAGAGAAAGACGAGGCCCACCCACCACCACCACCACCCUUGGUGGGCCUCGAGAGGCGAGGCUGACCUCUUGACCCGCCGCGCGUCAGGCGCGUGUGGUGGAUACUGCGGACGGACAGCCGGACCGUUCGGGGCGACUGGAGCUGGAGUCUGUGGGCCGGGCUCGCCGGGACUUCAUGCGGGGCUCGCCGCCGUGGGCAGGAUUGCGGCCCUCACCGGACGCUAGCUGACCAUGCCCGCUGCUACUGCGGCCUGCACCACCGCUCUGGCCAUCCUGGCCGGCCUGGUGCUGAGGGGGCAUGGGUCAGUGCAGAAAGCAGACCAAGAUCGCUUGGAGCAAACGGCACGUGCUACAAAUGAUUUUGAGAUCGUGUUUCCAGUCGUGUGGGACCAGGAGGAGCGCCUCCCCCUCCGCGCGCUGCACGAGAAAUGGCGACACAAGCGCAGCGUGCGCUCCCCAGCUGCCCCCUCGCCAUCCCUGGGCGUCAAUGUCACGGCCUUCGGGCAGCUGUUCCAGCUGCAGCUGUCGCCCAACGAGGAGUUGCUGGCACCGGGCUUCCGCAUCUACCAUCGCUACUCGCACACUGUCGGCCACAGUGACGAUGCUGACCAGGACGUGGCCGGACAGGUGGACUCCCAGGUAGCAUCCCAGGAGGAGGUGGACAAAGAAAUGUCCUGCCACUUGUCCGGCAGCGUCCGCUCUCAUCAGGAUUGGCCCGCAGCCAUCUCCAUCUGCGGGGGAAUGAAAGGCAUCAUCCGCACUCCAGACGAGGACUACAUCAUCGAGCCGUUGGUUGAUCACGUGAUUCCAGAUUUGAACGGUCAACCGCCGGACGCUGCUGAUGAGUCCCACCAUCUACCUCACAAACUGUACAAACGCUCAGCAAUGGCUCAGCAGCCAAGCACGUACUGCGGGGUCAAGGACAAAGGCUCAACGCGACGCCAGAAGAGAUUUUCUGAAAGCCACACAGUCCCAUCACACAUAUCGUCGCACCUAUCAUCAUCAUCUCAGCCUUCACCAUCAGCAGAAGCCCCACAGCCUCCCAGACGCAAAAACGUGGACGAUCUCAAGCAGCCCAAACACCACGUGCACUACAUCGACACCAAGGACCACAUCUACCGAGACGCUCUGGCCGCGGAGCAGCUGACCAGCCUGCAAGACAUCCUGCUGACGACCACCGGUGACGUCAUAGAAGGUGGGGCUGCGAGCCCGGCUGGUCAAGUAGAGGGACGAAAGGCAGGGAUGCAACGGGCGCGACGACGGCGCUCGCUCAGCAAGUGGAAGUAUCUGCAGCGGGCCUCAGAGAAAACCAUGGAGAUGCUGGUGGUGGUGGACAAGACGAUGCUGCAGCGCCAUGGCAACAAGAACGUCACCACUUACACCCUGACCCUCUUUAACAUGGUAUCCAAGCUCUUCCAGGACUCCAGUCUGGGCAGCACGAUCCACAUUGUCCUGGUCGGUCUCAUUCUGCUGGAGGGAGACGAGCCCGGCCUGUCCAUAGGACACCACGCGGAUAAGACGCUGAAUAGCUUCUGUUCCUGGCAGUCGGUGCUGCUCGGAGCCAACGGCCGCCAACAUGACCAUGCCGUGCUGCUGUCCGCCACCGACUUCUGCUCCUACAAAAACUCCCCCUGUGACACUCUGGGAUUUGCACCUAUUGGAGGAAUGUGCAAUCAGAUCCGUAGCUGCACCAUCAACGAAGACACGGGCCUGAACACAGCUCUCACCAUCGCACACGAAGUGGGACACAAUUUUGGAAUGUUCCAUGAUGGAGAGGGCAACUACUGUAGGCAGACUGUCGGUUCAAUAAUGGCGCCAACCCUUAUCAGCAAAGAUGGUACUCUGCAGUGGUCUGUCUGCUCCCGGGCAUACCUUUUACGAUUUCUGAACACUCCACAAUCCACCUGCUUGGAUGACAAAUCCACACAUGUGGCAGAACUUAGGUUUCCAGAUCGUCUGCCUGGACAGCUGUAUGAUGCGGAUGUCCAAUGCAAGUGGCAGUUUGGCAGCAGUGCACAGCUGUGCAUGUAUGACUUCGGAAAGGACACUUGCAAGGCUCUCUGGUGUUACCGUGGAAACAAGAGAUGUGAAACAAAGUUUCUGCCUGCUGCUGAAGGCACAUCAUGUGGGGCUGGUAAGUGGUGCCGAGAUGGAGAGUGUGUGAAGUAUGGAUCAGAGGGUCCAAUGCCAAUUGAUGGGAACUGGUCAGCAUGGAGUGAAUGGUCAGCCUGUACCCGCACUUGUGACCAAGGAGUGCAGACUCGUGAGCGCGAAUGCAACAACCCACUACCACAGUAUGGAGGAAGGCCAUGUCAAGAUGAGGUCAAACAGCACAGGUUAUGCAAUGUGCAGGCAUGCUCAGAACAGAGUGACUUUCAUACCACACAGUGCACACAGUAUGACAAAAAGCCAUUUCGAGGGUGGUAUUUGCACUGGAAGCCUUACAAGAAACUCUACGAUGCACGAGAACCAUGCAGUCUGUACUGUAUGGCAGAAACUCUAAACUACAUCUUCACCAUCAAACAUCAGGCUCUGGAUGGAACCAGUUGCUCUUUGGAGGGUGGAAUCUGCAUUGAAGGUUCUUGCCAGACUAUAGGUUGUGACUGGAAAAUCAACUCUUCUGCAAAAGUGGAUAUUUGUGGUGUGUGCCAGGGGGACAACUCCACAUGCCAGUUGAUAUCUGGUGAAUAUUCACAGCAGCCUGAACUUAACUCUUAUUUUCCCAUUGUUGUGCUGCCUAAAGGAGCUCGCCAUAUCAGGGUACAUGAGAAAUCUAUAUCAUCCAACUACUUAGCCAUUCGUAACAUUUAUGGCCAGUAUUAUUUGAAUGGAGACCGAAGAGUUGCAUGGCCUGGCAUUUACACGCUAGGUGGUGCUUCUUUCCAGUACAGACGCCCUUACAAUGAACCAGAAACUCUGGACUCUGUGGGUCCACUAGAGGAGGAUAUUAUUCUUGAGAUUUUGGUACAGGACAGCAACCCUGGAGUCUUGUAUCAAUAUACAAUUCCACACUCACAUGGUGAGAUCGUAGCACCUUCAUUAAACUACACAUGGAAGGAGACUGCUUCAGCUUGUAGCCAUUCAUGUGCUGGAGGAACUAAAACAGUUUCCACACAAUGUGUGAGAGAUCAAGGUGACAAGGUAGAUGCACAUUACUGUGAAGAAGCCAACAAACCAGAGACAGGCAUCUUUCAGUGCAACAUGCAUCCAUGUCCCCCAAGCUGGAUUGCAGAUGAAUGGUCACACUGUUCAAAGACAUGUGGAGAAGGAAGGCAGGUCCGCAAAAUGCAGUGCAAACAGCAGGUGACCCAGCACAAGGACCGCAAACUACGCAAACAUCUGUGCAAACACUUACCAAAGCCAGCCACACGGCAGUUUUGCAACACUGAGCCAUGUCCACCACAGUGGCAGCCAAGGUGGACGGUAGAGCAGUGGACCAAGUGCUCUAAAUCUUGCGGUGGUGGUAUGCAAGUUCGCAAAGUUUUCUGUCAAAAACCAUUGUUUAAAGAGAAAAACCAUAAUGUAGGGAGACAUUUCUGCAAACACCUGCCGAAACCUGCCAAACGACAACACUGCAAUGUUCACGACUGCCUUCCAGACUGGCAUGCUGGUCACUGGUCCGAGUGUUCUGUGACAUGUGGCGAAGGUAAACAGCUGCGUAAAGUGGCAUGUCAAAUCACUUCUCGUUACCCUCACAUGAUAGUGAAAGAAGAGAUGUGCAAUGUCACCACAAGACCUGUGACUGCUCGCAUUUGCCAGCGCCACGCAUGCCCUGUCAAUAUAUCAUGGAAGUUCACAGCUUGGGAGUCGUGCUCAGUGACAUGCGGAGAGGGUGUUCAAGAACGAGAAGUAUGGUGCAGUGAUGGUCAAAGCCGUCGCAGCGAUCAUAGGUGUGCCCACCUGGUGCAGCCCCCUUCCACAAAAAACUGCACCAUGGCCAGGUGUCUUGAACCCACAGCUAAAAUUGUGUCUUUCAAUACACCUAAAGGGCAUAUUGCAGGGCCAGUUUGCAAGGACUUGGAGCAAUGGUGUCACCUAGUGCGGCAACAUCGGGCCUGUGGACAUGCAUACUACCGUCAGAGCUGUUGUCAAACCUGCCUCGGACCUUAAGGAGAUUAGCCUGCUUCUUCCUCAUCCCCGCCCCAAACCAAGGUGCAAGCCCAGGACUUAUGUGGUGAUGAGAGCAUCGUCUCUGAGCUUUGAUUGUAGACAGCUCACAACAUGUUUCCACAUGAUAGGCUUGCUUAAUGAAAGCAAAGUCCAUGAGUGGUGCCUUUCACUACGGCAGUCUUUCUUGACCAAGUUGAAGAAUGCUUCAAACAGGACAGAGACCAGACUACAAAACGGAAAUGUUUUUUUUUUAAAUGUAACAGAUGGCCUGAAGCUUCCUUCUUAAAGGAAAACAGAGGACGGACUUCUGUCUUUGGAGAAAUGCACACUGACCUCAGAUGAAAUACAAGUCUUCAAACUGGCAUUGAAGAGAUGGCUGCUUGUGCUGUUCAGUUCAAGUUGAGGACAGACAAGUUUGUGGACGGAGAUGUAAGCUGGAUUGAUUUGAAAUCUACUGCAAAGUGUAGCAGAUAUACAAGACAACAGCCUCAGAAAAGCUGGGUUUAAGAAUCAUCUUGCUGAUGGCCUGUUUAGUCACAGUUCUUUGACCAGCACUAGCACUAUCACCUGACAUGGAAAGGGACACACCUAUGUUUAUCGAUAGUCAAUGGCUCACCAAGUUUAUCGAAUAGACUAGGUGCCACAGAAAGCAAAUCCCUGAUAAAAGUGGAUGCAUUUUGGAGGGCACUCUAGUUGACAUCAGCUCCAGGAUUCUGCUGAAAAUAAACUCUUCAACACCAUGGGUAGAACUUUGAUGAGAAAUUGAAGCUUCAUAAUAGAUCAUGCAGCUGGCAAGGUUUGAUAUUUUUUGUUUGUUGGAGUAGUACCACUUAAUUUCAUUUAAGAACUCCUUACAUGCUCCCAUCAAAAAUACUUCACAACGAUUACCAUGGUCAAAAGGUUUGAUCAGCUGUGCUCAGACGAAAGGACAAGUCCAUAGGAAGAAAAGGGCACUUUUCUGGGUACCUGAAAGAAAAAGGAAGUUGGAAAGACCAAAGAUAGCUUAGUGCUGAAUACAUGAGGCAGAGAUGAAUGCACUGAAUAGGACAUGGGCCAAAGACGGCCAAGUAUAGAUAAGAAUGGGAAACGAUUGUUGCAGCCCCACACGCCAAGGUGUAAAAGGAACAAAUGUUUCCUUAAGCAACUGUCUAGAGCUGUUUAUAACCUUAUUGUGUAGCAAGUGCACUAAAAGCUGCGAAUCAGUCAAGGUCACCCUCACAUCACUCAGGCAAACGAUGAAUAUUUGAAAAGGAUCUGUGUUUUCUUAAAUGGUUGACUGCCAAUUAAAAGGAUUGGGGUUACAUUUUCUUGUGAUUUGGACUGGCAGCAGUAAAAGGUGACAUCCACCUUUGAAAAAAGUGGAUUUUGAAAUCCAAAACUAACCAGAUUAAAUCAUUUUCUUAAAAGCACAUUUGCAUCCAGAUAUUAACAUGUCUGGUCAUCAGCUUUGUGUAUGUACUUUUCUCCAAGGCUUACAAUUUCACAUGGUAAGCUCUUGAGAAAUCUGCCAGAAUUGAAGCUAUGAAUUACAGUUCUUGAACAUGAAAAUAACAGACUAUCAGAGGCCGUGCAACUUCACUCAGGUUAUUAAACAGAAAUGACUAAAAGUCUUGUGGCUGUCAAGUCAAAUUGACACCACUAAGGGAGUGUGGACAAAAGAACAAGGAACUCAGCUGUUCACAAACAAUAGCAAUGUUGUAAGUUUUUGUAUAUAUAUAUAUGGUAAAAACUUGUAUAUGGGCCAGUUUAUAUUCACCUUUUGUGAAAUUCUGGUGAUUAAGAGAUGAUUUUGCAGCAACUGCUGGGGUAGCCUUAGCAAUUUUUUUUAAUCAAACCAUGUUGGUUGUCACCUUGACCAAGUUGUGGAUAAAUUCAGGUUGUACUCAUUAGAGGAAGCAGAUAACAGAGUGCUUAGAGCUUUGGCAUCUAAACCAAGAAGCAUGCCAAAUUCAUACUAAUGUGGCACUGGAACUUCCUCUAAUUGACCCACCUGUUGGGAAUGGGUACCUGAUUUUGGGGGGAAGGUAAGGGAUAGAGAAAAUGGGCACCACCCUACAUAAAGCUGGCCCCAAGAAGGGUUAAGUCUUUAACACCUCACUCCUCAGUGACCUAAACAAAUACAAGAGUUGGGCGACCUUUAUCCUACUGAUUUGAUGCACGUUGACAACAUAUUCGUUUUUUUUUUCUUACAACACUUUACAAGUUCACUCAGGACUUUGAUCAUAUCUGCCUCAGAUUUUUUGGCUUUUUGUUUUUCCUUUUUCUGAACAUUUUUUUUUUAGGGGGGAAUGAUAUCCACAUUAUGUGCAUAUAUGGGUGUGUAAAAGAAACCAGAGACUGCAUACCUUCAGUCACAUUGCAGGGAAAAAAACAUCUGUUGUGGAAAGGGUUUCUGGUUUCAGACCUAUCUUAUCAAGAGAGGGAAAUGAAAUGUGGACAGCAAACAACUAUGUGAUUGCCACAGCAGUCUACUAAAUGUCAUUUCCUCUUAACCCAUAUCUUCAGCAUCAAAAGACUAGCAUGCUGAACUAGGUACUGUACAACCUGCUCUUCAUGGAAAAGCCAUUUUUAGUGUAAAAUACCACACAAAAGCAAUGCAAUGAACAAGUCGCCAUCAUUACUGAUUUCUCGUUUUUGCCUGCUGAUUAUUUACAACACUGAUAUUGAAUCUUGUGACAUAAUACAUGUCAUGUGUAUAUUGCUCGUUUUUGUCUGUGCUAGCGUUUACAGUUCCUGAAAGCAUCUGUUCUGAUCAAGUUGUAUAAACUUCUUCAUGCAUAAACAUUUACACUUAAUAUUCUGUAGACUUUGAUGGCAGGUGUGAGAAUGUGGGUUUUUUUUUUUUAAAUGAGAUCAACAUUUAAGUACUUUGUUUCAAACGUUUCCAUUGCCAGUUUUAUUAGUUCUGUUUUGUGCUGCCUUCAGAUUGGUGUACACCAGAUGAGGUCCAUGAGAACCAUCAAAAGGAACUCGGGUCAAAGCUUAUGUAGAUGUGAGCUUCCACUUGCUUUACCAUAUGUGAGAGUCUUUGGCCCAAAUCAAUAAAAUAUUAAUGUUGCAUGAAGUUAUCCAAAUGGUUAUCAGACACAUAUAUAUAUAUCUGAAAAAUGUUUAAGGGAAGAGUUUGAUGAUUAUUUAAGAUGUUAUUUCUAAACAUGUGCUGCUGGCAGGGACCAUAUUGUAGGAUAGAGAAACUAACAUGUGGACAUUCAAUAACAAGCACCAGACCGAGUGUUGAAAGCAUUUGCUUGUGUUGUAUAUUUCUAUGUAAAACCACCUAACCACUCCAUUCUUUUUUUCCAACAAACAAGCCAAACACUAACAGGGAAAUUGAGUGUGUUAUCAUUUUGUAACUUUGCUUCCAAGAGGGUUAAAAAAAAAAACAAAAAAAAACCUGAUUACAAUGUCGUUGCUGUGCUUCCAGGAAUUACAUCUCAUCAUUUUUCUUUAUCAAUGUGCAUUCACUCUUUAAGGAAUUCUGGAUGAAGUUUUGGCUUCCUUAAUCAAGUUUCAUGCUUUUGCCAUAAAUGUGUUAGGUGCUGUGCACAUCUUCAGUCAUAUUUUCUGGCACAUCUCUAAUAGCCAUAUGGCUGGAAAGCUUAAGUAACACUAAGAAAUAGUAAUAAAGGGACUUUUCCCAUCACCAGCCAAUUCAUAGCGCUGUACAUACACACAGGCACAUGCAAAAUUAGAAACGCAGAGUUGUCACACAGCAUCCACCCCAUCACACCGGCACGAUGACUUUGUAGACUUUGAAGUUACAAGCGACGCUUUGUUCACUGAUGCGAAUGGAUCAACUCACAGCAGUCAUCAUAGCAAACACUGUCAUGGAAAAUGUGUACUAUCGGAUAAUAAUGGACAACUUUGUGAAUUAACUCUGUCACCAGAACACAAGACAGGCGGUAAGCAAUACUACUGAAACAUUUUUCAAAGUCAGUUAUCUCCCCUGUGCUGAUCCUCCCCUUUCGCUGUUACACCAUCAACUCCACAGCAUCUUCGGCAUUAGCUAGGCUAAUUUUUGAGGAAUCACUUGCUAGGUCUUCUCAUUUUUUUAUCUUCACUUUCUGUUGAGCAUUCUGGGUCGUUUUAACCUUUACAGGUUUUUUGGAGCAUUCAAUAGCUAGCUGUUGUCACGCUUGGCAAGUUAAUGUGUUGAGCUUGCUGAUCUGUGUUGUAACACCUUGUCACAUUCUACUGCCUCAUUUAUUGUAAUUAGGUUUUUAUGGCCACCUUUAACGAUUUAUGUUUACUAUAAUUAUAUUAAAAGCUGCUGACAGGAACGUAGUCUUGGUGUGUUGACAUCUGUAAUAUCAGCUGUCAUACAAAUCAUGUUUAUUGCCCAACUUCCAAUAAAAUAUUUAUCUGCAUCUCAGCUGCUACUCAGUGUGUUAUUGAGAUACAUAUCAACAUAAACUGAUGGCUUGAAAAAAUAAAAACCCCAAACUUUUUCUCUUAAGUUGUUCACCUUCUGCCAGACUUUAAGCCAAAAUUUACAAUUGACAGGAAAUGUGUUGCAUCUAUGGUCUAUCCUUGAAACUAUGACCUUGUUCAAGUAUAUGAAAAGCUUCUUUACAAUGUGGCGAUGACAACCUUGUAUAUCAGAGCUGAGGUGGGCUUUAUUCGAUUAUUUUUCAGGAGAAUAAUGACCUUUCUAGUGCAUAUUUUACAUUAACAAAUUUAUCAUAUACACACUAGUUAAUAAUCUUACUGCUUUCAGGAUCUGCCAGCAUGCUUAAUUGAACCCCACUGUAACAGCCCAGAACAAGUUAAACAAGGAAAUGGAUGCUACUUUAUCCAAAGUGUGGUACUGCUUGCAAAUGGAUGCACUUUGUCCUCUGAAAUACUAUGCCAAAAAAAAAAAA
This is a messenger RNA of Pomacea canaliculata, 9869 nucleotides long. Its product is annotated as A disintegrin and metalloproteinase with thrombospondin motifs 18-like. The transcript is spliced from 24 exons. Gene Ontology annotation, biological process: extracellular matrix organization; proteolysis. Gene Ontology annotation, molecular function: metalloendopeptidase activity. Bases 1129 to 5007 code for a protein of 1292 amino acids. Gene Ontology annotation, cellular component: extracellular matrix. The record is from RefSeq and is a predicted model, not a curated record. Lineage: Eukaryota; Metazoa; Mollusca; Gastropoda; Architaenioglossa; Ampullariidae.